CGCGCAAAAAAAAAUCCCGAAAUGGGGGCAUUCCAGAAUGGUCCAGAAAGAAUGACAAAGCAAGCACGGCCCAGUCCAUAUCCACACAGCCACCCGCAAAUGCCACUCCUCCGUCGCGAACCACCACUAGCACUACCACCAACCACCAACCACCAAAACCACCUUUUACAACCACGACAAUAAACAAUGCUGACCCAUCUCCUCCAAAAACUAAACCACAAACCACCCACCAUCACCACCAUCCUGCUCCGCCAUAAAACCACUUCAUCCGAAUACGUAUCUUCAAGAAACCGUGACCCAACUUUCGAAAAGCUAAUGGACAAAUACAAAAACCUCUUUAAAGUCAUCUCAAUUCAAGACCUCAUCCUCGGCACAACCACUACCACUAACGCCGUCUCCAUCGACUUCCUCAACCGUUUAUCCCAACGCCUCCAUCUCAACCGUGGCGCCACUCAUUUCCUCCGUAAAUACCCACACAUUUUCCACAUUUUCCAUCACCCCACAAAACUACAACCUCAUUGUACACUCACACAAACUGCACUUAAUAUCGCUCAUCAAGAAGGUGCUGCUAUUAAUGCUGAUUUGCAAGUUGUGGUUAACCGGCUGGUUCGUUUGUUGUCGAUGUCGUCGACUAAAGAAUUGCCCCUUAGAGCUAUUUUUAAGGUUUUUAGGGAACUUGGGUUGCCUGAUGAUUUUGAGGAUAGUGUAAUCUUGAAAAGAUCUGAUCUUUUUGCGGUUCUUGAUAGUGGGAAUGAACCGAACACUCAUGUGUUGAAACUUGUUGAGGAUGCAGAGAAGGGGGAUUUAGUUGCAGCUGUUGAUGAGUGGAGAGUAAUGGAAUGUCGUCAAGAGGAUUGUGGGGUUGAUAGGAGUGAGAUUUUGUAUAGUUUUAAGCAUAGUUAUCCACCAGGGAUGAAGUUGAGGAGGAAUUUUAAGACAAAGGUUAACGAAUGGCAACGGUUGAAGUAUGUAGGGCCGUAUGAGGCGGUGGAGAUUGGAGAGAAGAGGAAGAAGAGUAAGAUUGGGAUGAUGGAGAUGGAGAAGAGGGCGGUCGGGGUUGUGCAUGAGUUUUUGAGUUUGACGGUGGAGAAAAUGGUCGAGGUAGAGAAGAUUAGUCAUUUUAGGAAGUGGUUUGGGAUUGAUUUGAAUAUAAGGGACUUGUUUUUGGAUCAUCCAGGUAUAUUUUAUUUGUCGACGAAAGGGUAUAGGCAUACGGUGUUUUUGAGGGAGGCUUAUGAAAGAGGAUGUUUGAUUGAACCAAAUCCAAUGUAUGAGGCUAGGAGGAAGCUUCUUGAUCUUGUUAUUUUGGGACGACGUGGGUUAUCUAAAGGUCAUUCUGGGCCAACAGGUGUGAGCCAGGGUGAAGAUGGUGGUAUUGAAGAGGUGAAGACUGAUUCAGAUGAAGAUUGAAUUACCGAGAGCUUGCGGCCAUACCUUAAAUGCAGGAUGCUAUGCAAUUGCUAAAGGCCCUGACCAAAAGGAUCAUAGAAGUCAAGAAGCGUUGAACAAAUUCCUAGCAAUAUAAAAUGGGGGGAGCUGUGUAACAUCUGCAUUAGCAGAGACCUGCGUCCGGGAAAAAGGCUGAGUCUCCUUUACUAAUUACAAAUGUAACACCAAGACGUGCUUCAUUGAAAUGGAUGAUGACCUGUGCAAGUUAGCAAGUGAAUGUUUAAUUGAUAUUUUAAAGAGCUGCAUGUCAUUAGAAUUUGUGAUCUUUGGCUGAAGCAGAGGCUGUAAUGCUUGUAGUGCCCUGCUUUCUGAAUUCUGAACUAUGUGUGACUCUGUUCGGUUGUCACAAAUCUACUUAGCCAAUGUAGAUACCAGCUCCACUUGUAACUUCUAGAAGCUGAUGUGAAGCGAGUCUGAGCCUUAGUGUAUCAUUUUGGAAAAGGAAGUACAGAUCCUGCAUGAUUUGGGGUGAGGAGCAAUUCAGAUGGAUACUUGAGCAAGUGUCGUUGAGUAUCUUACUUUGCUCACAAAUAAUCAUGGUCACUUAGGUAUUAUGCUCUGCACGUUGUGUUGUACUUUGCUCUCAAAUCCUAGCAGCGACAAAACCAUGGGUGUUUCGGUCCAUCUGCCUAAGCCUUGAUACCUUUGCCGGCAGGAGGUAGCAGGUACCUAGUGAGAUGGUCGAGGUGCAUGCAAGUUAUUUCGGACACCACCUUUGGGUCUUUCUUCCCUCCUUUUUAUGUAUGAGUUGAGACGGAAGCUGAUAUUACUUGAAGAAGAAUGUAAACUAAAAUUUUGGAAUUUGAUUUUGGAAGGAUGCAACAUAUGAUACAGCCCCUAGGAGUUAUUUGUUAUAUUUCCUAUAUUUGAUAUCCCCCCUCUUCCAUUCCAUUUUCAUAGCAUGCUUUCAAUUAGUCAUUGUG
This is a messenger RNA of Lycium barbarum (goji berry), 2372 nucleotides long. Its product is annotated as protein ROOT PRIMORDIUM DEFECTIVE 1-like. Bases 187 to 1410 code for a protein of 407 amino acids. The record is from RefSeq and is a predicted model, not a curated record. Lineage: Eukaryota; Viridiplantae; Streptophyta; Magnoliopsida; Solanales; Solanaceae. Gene Ontology annotation, molecular function: RNA binding. The transcript has 2 exons.